CGGUAGGAAACGGGAUCGCCCAGGUGGCUCCAGCGCUGCCCCUCCGGUUUCCCCCCCGGUUUCCGCCGUCCCGGUGCAGCUGCGAGCCCGGGAUCCCUCUGCCUUCCCCGGUGAACCGGGAGCUCUGGUUCUGCGGUAGGAAACGGGAUCGCCCGGGCGGCUCCAGCGCUCACCCUCGGUUUCUCCCCCGGUUUCCCCCCCCUUCCCCCGGUUUCCGCCGUCCCGGUGCAGCUGCGAGCCCGGGGUCCCUCCUCCUUCCCCGGUGAACCGGGAGCUCCGGUCCCGCGGUAGAAAACAGGACUGUCCCGGUGACUCCCGUGCAACCCCACGAUUCCUCCCUACCGCCGCUCACCCGUGUCAUUGAGCGGCUGCGAGUCCGGGAUCCCCGUGCCUGCUCCGGUGAACCGGGAGCUCCGGUCCCGCGGUUUCCUCCUGGAUUUCAUUUCCAGCCCAGUCAUUAAAGGGUUUACAUCGGCUGCUUCCAUCACCAUUAGCUUCAACCAGGUCAAGGUAGGAUCACCACUCUCCUGGAGCGAGCUGUGCUGCAGAGCCAGGAUGUUUAGUACUAGGCUGGGUGAUGAGUUCAGCGUAAGUGGAAGGAGCCUCAAAGCGAGCACAGAUCCACCUUGUCAGUGGUUCUAGUGGGUGUCGGAGAGCUCUGCUUGGAGCAGACGAAGGCAAAUGGACCCUCUGCUUGUCCCCAGCUGAUGGCAUUCAGGACACCCGUAACACGUUUGAUUUGGUCCCUUGCAGGAGGUGCUGGGUGAUUUGGGAUGGUGGGUUUGCAGCAGUGGGAGGUGUGAUGGGUUUGCACCUCUGCUGGUCCUUCACUGACCUCUCAGGGACCUGAAGCUUUUAGGCUUUUCUGGGGCUGCAAUGCUUCCUUCGUGGUUAACCAAAAUCAGAGACUUAGGGAGGUGGUGUCAGGCUGUGCCAGGAACCGGCGAGACGGUGUUGGCUAAUGGCUGCGGUCACGGUUGGAGCUGCUGCAAAGGCACCGGGCCCUUGCUGCUGUUCCCAGCAGGGGACAGCAGGGCUGUGACGAGGGCCCCAAACUCAAUCCCCUCCUGGGAGCUGCGUGUGUGCAGGAUGGGGGCCUGGGAGUGGGGAAAAAUAUCUCUGAGUCCUGCCCGCACGGAGCCCUAUAGGGAAAGGGAUGCCCUGGAGUGCUCUCCCACCAGCAGUGCUGACACCGUACGUGUGCCAGAGCCCUGGGCAGGGCUGAGCCUCAAUGUUUUUGGCAGCCCCUUCCACAGCACCAGACAGCUCAGGUUGUGGUGGGCUUUCACCAGGCUUUGUCUUCCUGCACAGAACAUCCUGGGGCUGCAGGGGAUCCCUCGGCAGUUUUUCCUGCAGGUCUAUGAGACGCUGCGGAGGAUCGGGGAGACCAGGGCUGGGGAUGCCAUCCUGGGGCUGACCUGCCUGGCUGCGCUGGCGGGGCUCCGGGCGAUGAAAAGCCACCUGCCCCGAGCUGCCAGUGCGGAUCCGCUGGCUGCCAGGAUCAGCUACCUGAUCGUCUGGACCUCUGCCACGGCACGCAACGCCCUCGUAGUCCUGUUUGCUGGCCUGGUGGCUUACUCCUUCCAGGUGAUGGGCUCCCAGCCACUCACGCUCACUGGCAGCAUCCCCCAGGGCCUCCCUGCCUUCCAGCUGCCGCGCUUCUCCAUGGAUACACCCAAUGGCACCAUUCCCUUCAGGAGCAUGGUGGAGGACAUGGGGAUCGGGCUGGCCGUGGUCCCACUUAUGGGUCUGCUGGAGACUAUUGCGAUUGCCAAGGCUUUUGCCUCGCAGAAUGAUUACAGGAUUGACCCCAACCAGGAGCUGCUGGCUAUGGGCUUCGCCAACAUCCUGGGCUCCUUCGUCUCAUCGUAUCCCAUCACAGGCAGCUUUGGCCGGACAGCGGUGAACGCGCAAUCGGGUGUCUGCACGCCUGCUGGAGGGCUUGUCACAGGUGCCCUGGUCCUGCUCUCGCUGGCGUAUCUCACCUCACUCUUUUACUACAUCCCCAAAGCAGCGCUGGCUGCCGUCAUCAUCUCAGCUGUGGUCCCCAUGUUUGAUGCUGGGAUCUUCAGGACGCUCUGGAGGGUUAAGAGGCUGGACCUUGUGCCCCUCUGUGUGACGUUCCUGGUCUGCUUCUGGGAGGUCCAGUAUGGCAUUGUGGCUGGGGUGCUGGUCUCAGGGAUUCUCCUCCUUUAUUCCAUUGCCAGGCCCCCAAUAAAGGUGUCGGAGGGGGCUGUGCUCCUUGUGCAGCCAGGGAGCAGCCUGCACUUCCCAGCCAUCGAGUGGCUCCGAGACACUGUGUGCAGCCAUGCCCUGGCAGGAGCAUCUCCACCACGGUCCAUCAUUCUGGACUGUCGCCACAUCAGCAGCAUUGAUUACACGGUGGUGGCGGGGCUGGCAGAGCUGCUGCAGGAGCUGCGCAAGCACGGCCUCUCGCUGGCCUUCUGCUGCCUGCAGGAUCCUGUUCUCCAAGUCCUGCUUUCUGCAGAUCUAGAAGGAUUCCAGCAUUUUCCCAGCUGGGAGGAGACAGAGCGGUGUGGAGCAGUGGAGCCCAGGGGCUCUGAGGCAGAUCCCUUUGCCAGCACCAGCGAGAGCUCACAGCUGCCUGCCAGGCUCAUCCAGUGAGUCGAGGAGCUGCCUGGGACCUGGGGCAGAAUCACCUCCACAGCUCCUCUCCUCCGAUUAUGCCAGGUCUGUGCAUGUGAUGCUGUGCAGAGUGGGAGCUGUGACACCUGGUGACACCUGACCAGCACCCUCCAUGGGAGCUGCCGGCCCCUGUCCUGCCUCCUGGGUGGCUGGUGGGAUGCCUGGCAGGGCUGGGGCCAUCCCCAUAUCCCACAGGACAGAUGCUCCGUGGAGGGAUUAGUGGGGCAAACCCAUUCCCUAUCACAGUUAUCAGGAAAAAGCCAUUCCUCCUCCAGGCCUUUUCCAUCCUCGAAGCUGCUUCCUUUUUUUUUAAAAUCAGCUGUUUUAAUUCUGGAGAUUUUUCUUAUUCUGGGACAUUCUGAACUCUGAUACAGAGUUCUCUUGCCAAAGCGAGUUUCAAAGGUGCCCAAGCCUGAGGGCACACUGCAGCUCUCCACCUCAGGCUGCUGGGAGAUAAAACCAGCAUUGAUUUUUACUCCUUACUGAUCCCUCUUGGUUUGUGGGGUGCCAAAUGCUGCCAUCGGACGGGGGGCAGCCCUUUGCCUGAGUCCUGCCAGGCACCCAAUGCGACAGGCCCCGUGACGGCAGCUCGUGCUGUGCAACGGGUGCAAAAAGCAACCGUGGUGUCAGGCAGCAGUGUGGAGGGGACGUGGUUCAGGAGGAUGUGGGUUUCCUGACCUGCUGUUGGCUGACACCUCUGUCAGGAGGGUGUAAUAAAGCAGUAAUUGCGAAUGAGUCAGUGUGCUCAUCUGCCUGCCUUUGGGGAAAGCUGUUUCCUGUUGUGUGGGGAGAAAGAAUUAAGUUCUAAUUUCUGGGCAUUGCUGAGCAAACCCAAGGAAAAGAAACAGAAACCAAUCUCAGGCUGUCUGGUAAUUCCAUGCCCAAAGGCACGCUCCAGCACAGCUCUCCUUGCCAAAGGUUGCGUAGGUGUGGCAGGGCUGGCAGAGGUGCUUGGGAGCCACGGGACAGUGAGGGUCAACAGGACCUGCUGCUGGAGGCUGGAGGAGCAUUUCUGCAGCAGAACAGUGCUUGGCAGCGAGUUCCUCGCUGCACAAGCAGCCGAUAAGCAUUUGCAGAACUGGAAGGGCUGGUGUGCCCUUUCUUCCCAUCCAUCUUGCAGACGCGGAGUGCCCAAUGCAGAGAUGGAGCAGAUCCUACCCAUUUCUCUUCAUGCCGUGUGGCCGCUGGCUGCAGCCCUGCGCUGUGUGAGCCUGCGCCGUGAAAGCUGCUCUGCACGCCGAGGAGGCUUGACCCUGGCUAGACACCAGGUGCCCACCAAAGCGGGUCCAUUCCUGCCCUCCUCAGCUGGGCAGAGGAGAGAAACUAUAACAAAAGGCUCAUGGGUUGAGAGAAGGACAAGAUCACUCACCAAUUAUGUCACCAAGGACAAGAUCUCUCACCGAUGUCAUAGGCAAAACAGACUUGACUUGGGGAAAAUUAA
This is a messenger RNA of Cuculus canorus (common cuckoo), 4087 nucleotides long. It is a transcript of the gene SLC26A11, whose product is annotated as solute carrier family 26 member 11. Bases 877 to 2625 code for a protein of 582 amino acids. The transcript has 14 exons. Gene Ontology annotation, biological process: transmembrane transport. Gene Ontology annotation, cellular component: membrane. The record is from RefSeq and is a predicted model, not a curated record. Gene Ontology annotation, molecular function: sulfate transmembrane transporter activity. Lineage: Eukaryota; Metazoa; Chordata; Aves; Cuculiformes; Cuculidae.